GGCCGCGCUGAAGGUGAGGCGCGGGCCCGGGGCUCCUUCCAGUGACACUCGGGCAGCGAUGGCGGCGGCGAUGCUGGGCGGCCGGGAGGGCGCGAGGCUGCUGCAGGUUUUGAAAUACACAAACCGGGGUUAUGCAUCACAGCGUACUUUAAAUGAAGUGGUCAUAGCAAGUGCAGCACGGACUCCCAUUGGAUCUUUCCAGGGAUCCCUUUCAUCAUUGCGAGCCACUGAACUUGGUUCUGUUGCAAUUAAAGGAGCAAUUGAAAGAGCAGGUAUUCCUGCAGAAGAAGUGAAGGAAGUGUAUAUGGGUAAUGUCCUGCAGGCUGGACAAGGACAAGCUCCAGCAAGACAAGCACUACUGGGUGCAGGUUUACCAAUCUCUACUCCUGCUACAACUAUCAAUAAAGUUUGUGCUUCUGGAAUGAAGUCUGUCAUGAUGGCAGCACAGAAUCUGAUGUGUGGAAAUCAGGAUGUGAUGGUGGCUGGCGGGAUGGAGAGCAUGUCUAAUGUUCCCUAUACAAUGAACAGAGGGGCAACACCUUACGGAGGAGUAAAGCUGGAAGAUUUGAUUGUAAAAGAUGGCUUGACUGAUGUUUACAACAAAAUCCACAUGGGUAAUUGUGCUGAAAAUACUGCUAAGAAGCUUACUGUUUCACGAGAGGAGCAAGACACUUAUGCUAUAAAUUCUUAUACUAGGAGCAAGACAGCCUGGGAAUCAGGAGAACUGACAAAGGAAGUUGUUCCUGUCACUAUUUCACAAAAAGGGAAACCAGAUAUAGAAGUGAAAGAAGAUGAAGAGUAUAAGCGUGUUGAUUUCAGUAAAGUUCCAAAACUGAAGACUGUUUUUCAAAAAGAAAAUGGAACAGUAACUGCUGCCAAUGCCAGCACGCUGAACGAUGGAGCAGCUGCUUUGGUUGUGAUGACUGCAGAGGCAGCCAAGAGACUUAAUGUCACACCACUUGCAAGAAUAGUGGCUUUUGCAGAUGCAGCUGUUGAUCCUAUUGACUUCCCAAUUGCACCUGCGUAUGCUGUUCCCAAGGUUCUUAGUGAUGCAGGAUUGAAAAAGGAAGACAUUGCGAUGUGGGAAAUCAAUGAAGCAUUCAGCGUUGUAGUCUUAGCCAAUAUUAAAAUGCUGGGUAUUGAUCCUGAGAAGGUGAACAUACAUGGAGGUGCUGUGUCUUUGGGACAUCCAAUAGGAAUGUCUGGAGCGAGAAUUGUUGCUCACAUGGCCCACGUGCUGAAGCAAGGACAGUAUGGUCUUGCAGGAAUUUGUAAUGGAGGAGGUGGUGCUUCUGCGAUUCUGAUCCAAAAGUUGUAGUCUGGCUGGCUGUUGAAAAUACCAAGCCUUAAAAUUAUAUGAGCAAAAUAAUCUGA
Molecule: messenger RNA, 1374 nt
Organism: Malaclemys terrapin pileata
Lineage: Eukaryota; Metazoa; Chordata; Testudines; Emydidae
Gene: ACAT1
Product: acetyl-CoA acetyltransferase 1
Exons: 12
Coding region: 59-1318 (419 amino acids)
Biological process (GO): fatty acid beta-oxidation
Molecular function (GO): acetyl-CoA C-acetyltransferase activity
Source: RefSeq, a predicted model, not a curated record